AUGGAGUAUUUUGUUCUUUUAAUCGUGGCCUUGAUAGCAGCAUGGUCUACCGUUGUACUCUCACGGCGGCGGCGAGGCCCCGGUGUCAAGUUCCCUCCAGGGCCUCGUCCCCUGCCGAUAGUCGGCAACAUCUUCCAACUCAGCGCCGACCCCCACAAGUCCUUGGCCAAGCUCGCCAAAACCCACGGCCCGCUGAUAUCCCUCCGCCUCGGUAACCAAUUCACCGUUGUCGUCUCCUCGCCGGAGAUGGCGGCAGAGAUACUCCAGAAGCAUGGGAACUCCUUCUCGAACAGAUCCAUCCCAGCCGCAGUCUACAUAUACGGAUUCGACAAGGCCUCGUGGAACACCAUGCCCACUGACUCGGCCGGGUGGAAAAAAGUCCGCCGGAUCGGGCGAGAGCAGCUCUUCUCUCACCAGGCGCUUCAGAAAACCGAGGGGCAGCGCCAAGAGACGCUGCGGAAGCUUGCUAAACACGUGCGCGGGUUCAGCGAGCGGGGCCAGGUGAUGAACGUCGGGGAGGCGACGUUCACCACCAUGACGGACCUCGUCUUCUCGACGCUCUUCUCUAUCAAUCUCACCGAUUACGGCGCUGCCGAUUCGCUAGCGAAUAAGGAGUUCAGGGAGCAUGUUAAUGGCUUCACCAGCGCCGUUGGAUCUGCAUGGGAUCCGACGGAAGAUCGGGCAUCAUCUCCGGAGCUUGCUGGGUUUAGUCGAGGGCAUGGUCGAGAGGCGAAUGCGUCAACGGAGGGACUCCGAUUACAAGAAAAUGAAUGA
Molecule: messenger RNA, 774 nt
Organism: Salvia hispanica
Lineage: Eukaryota; Viridiplantae; Streptophyta; Magnoliopsida; Lamiales; Lamiaceae
Source: RefSeq, a predicted model, not a curated record